AUGGGCCGUUCAUGCCCCCCCUCGGCGACGGGCCUUCCGCGCGUCUCGGAGGAGGGCGAGCUCACGGACGAGGCCGAUUGCCUGACGUGCGACGAGGCGAGCCUCUGCGAGCCGGCGUGCUCGCGCGGAAGCGAGGGAUCCGGCGCGCUUGGUGGGCGCUCGGCGUCCGCCGCAAGGUCCUCGGAGUCCCUCCACAUCGUGGAAAAGGCCAAACCUGUCGAUCUCGUACCCCCGGCGCCGGGUUUCCGAGCCCCGGCCGGAGGUUCGGGAUUGCACCAACCAACUCUCCCGCGUAACAAACCCGAAAGUCUCGGGUUUCGUUCCAAGACCUUCAAGUUUCGCAGCAGCAGCGUGGACAGCGGCCUCUACAUGCUCGAGAACCGCGCGACGACCGCGGCGAGCGGGUACGCCAUGCUCAUGCCGCUCACCUUACGGGUCAUGGAGAAGAUAAGGCUCGACGGAUGGCGGUGCAUGCCCAAGGUGGAGUCCGACCUGUGGUGGCGCGCGCACUCGCAUCCCAUGUCCACCUCCGGUCCGCCCCCGCCGGUCACCACCGAGCUGAUGCGCGUCGGGCAGAGGCUGCUCAUCGGCAUCAAGUCCCCGGCGAAACGCCCCACCGCUCCGGACGCCAGCCCCACGAGCUCGAGGCAGGGGACCGUGCACGACGUGAUCAACGCCGCGGUGGAGAGCGCGCAGAGCUUUGCGCCCGCGAGGGUGGAGGCGCUCGGCCGCAUCCUCGCGCCGGCCAACUGGGUGACGAUCGAUCGGCUCUCCGAAUCAUCCGAGGGAAAGAUGGUGGUCUGGUCCCCCGACGACGAUGACGUCCCCGGCGCGGGCUUCGUGGUGACUCCCGCCGAGGCUGCGGCCAAGAUGCUUUUCGGGGCGGACGAGGCCCCGCGCAUGGUCUCCGCGCUCACCGCGGGGCUCGCGGCGACGGAGCAGAAACACGCGCAUGCAUCCACCCCGAACGCGGGCCAACGGCGUAAAUCCCUGGACGGGGACGAUCGCCCACGACCGCCGCGGCUGGCCAGGCACGCGAGCUUCACCUCGUGGGACUGGAACGGCAGCGGCCAGUCGUCUGGGGAGGGAUGCUGCGUCGAGUCCAACGCGCUCGCCGUCGGCGCCGAGGCGGAGGUAUCGAUGGCGGCCGGCGCGCUGGGCCUGCCCCGCCGCGGUAGAAGGGCCAACGCGACGCCGCCGCUGCCCACGAUCCGCUCCCCGGUCGCGGUGGCGAAGCGGAGGAGGGUGUCCGAGGGCGAGAUGGCUGAAAACGAUCACGGUCACCCGACCUCCUCGUUACCCAUCGUUCACCCGAGCUCCCCGAUCGUCAUAAGCGCCAAGAAGAAAUCUCCGCCGCGACAAUGCAUGGACACCGCAUCCGUGGAUGACGAUGGACCGUCGCACGUCGAGCUGGCGAGGGAGAGGGACGCGGAGGAGGAGCGAAGGCGCCAGCGAGAGGCGCGACGCGAGGGCGAGAGCGAAACCAUCAAGGCGCUCCGGCAGCAGUGGGAGACGAUGAAGGGCCGCACGAUGAGGGCCGGCACCCCAGCACCUGCGGGGGGCACAAGGCCCGAGCGCGCGAGAGACGACGGCGACGGGGAUACGCCGCCGCCGAAGAUGGUUCGCCGGCGCGCGCCCAACCUCAAGCAGCGGCUCUCCGAGGUGCUCAUCCCGGUGCUCAACCCGAUGCGAAACUGGAACUUCAACACGCGCGUCACCGGCCUGAACCUGUCGAACGCGUCCAUCGGGCCCGAGGGAGCCAAGUUUCUGGCGUCCGCGCUGCACGGGAGGCGGAACGCGGACGGGACGUGGGUGUUCAACAGCGUGCUUCGAUCGCUGAAUCUGGAGUUUAACUCCAUCGGAGACGAGGGCGCCGUCGCGCUCUUCGAGGCUCUGGCGCCGCGGUGGGUCACCGACGGCGCGGACGACGCAUCGGACGUGUCGGGCCACAGUGGAUUCGACCAGGACGAGUGGAUGCGAUCGACGGCUCCGGCGUCCACGCCGACUCGGUCGGACGGUGCGUGGGUGUGCAACACGGCUAUGCAGGAGCUCAACCUGAAUUUUUGCGACAUCGGGCCCUUGGGCGCGGCGGCGCUCGCGAGGGUGCUCGCGCCGCGCGUCGGGCCCGAGGGCGGGUGGGUGUUCUGCAGCGGAGUCACGUCCGUGUCCAUGUUCCACAACCACAUCGGUCCGGAGGGUGCGAGGCUGCUGGGCGACGCGCUCGCGCCGCGGAGGCAACCGCAAACCGGCGAGCACGUCUUCAACCCCGUCUUCAGGGCUCUCAACGUCGGCAGGAACCAGCUCGGGGACCAGGGGCUGUCGCACAUAGCGCGCGCGUUCGCCCCGAAGCGGUCUCCUUCAAGUGGUCACUGGGACUUCAACCCCACGUUCACGCACCUCCACGCCAACCAGAAUAGCUGCAUGCACCAGGAGGGACCGCUCGCCGUCGGCGCCGCGCUCUCGCCCCGUCCGAACCCCGACGGCGGGUGGGCGUUUGCCCAUAGCCUCUCCACCCUGCACCUCGCCAACGUGCAUCUCGACGAAGAGGGCGGCAGGGCGAUCGCCGGAAUCAUCGCGCCGAGGCAGAACGCCAGCACGGGCGUGUGGGUGUUCCCGUCCAACCUGAAGGUGCUCAACCUGUCUCGCACCGGGCUCGGGGACACGGGCGCCUGCCACAUCGCCGAGGCGCUCCUGCCCAGGUGGUCCCCGCUCGCGCAGCUGGGCGGCGGCGGCGCGUGCGGUCGGUGGCUGUUCAACUCGAAGCUGCGAGAGUUGCACCUGGGCGGCGCCACGAUCGGCCCGGGCGGUGCCAAGGCUCUCGCCCGAGCUCUCACCCCGCAGCGCAACAACGACUUCCUCGCCGACGUCAAGGUCGAGUCGCAGUGGGCGUUCAACACCGCGCUGCGAAUCCUGGACCUGCGCGAUAACCAAAUCGGAAGCGAGGGCAUGGAAGCAAUCGCCGCGAUGCUCGAGCCCGUCCAGGUCGAGACGGACUUUGGCGCGCAGAGCCCAAACUCGGGCUCGUCCACGCCCGGCGCCUUCAACCCGAACGUUUUUUUCCCAGUCGCCCCCGCCGACCCCGCGACACACGCGAGCUCGGCGACGAGAACAGCCGGCACAGCCCCGCCCGGGCCCCGCACGCGGUGGAUCCCCGGCGGCGGCGGCCUCACCGUCCUCAACCUGGAGUUCAACGACGCGGGGCCCGAGGGGAUCUGCCACAUCGCGAGGGCGCUGACCCCGCGGUGGUGCGCGGGGCUUCCUCCGCCGGGCCGCGUCGGCCCCGACUCCGGCCGGUCCUCCCCGGCGUUCCCCGAGUACCCGUCCGGGCUCGGCACCCGGGGCUCGGGUUCGCCCGACAGCAGCAACGCGUCGUCGCCGGGUGCGACGCCCUACGGCUCGAGGCCGUCCUCCGCGCGGGGUGGCCGCGGCGGGUUUAUCAACCCGCGGUCGCGCCCGAGCUCGGCGGGGGGAUCCGGGCCGGCCUCGCGAAGGUCGAGCUUCGGCGUGGCGAUCGCCAACGGGCUCGCGGUGCACAAGGAUGUGGAUGCGCUGGCGUGCACCGGCGUCGGCGGGGACGACUGCGCGUGCGGCACGUGCCGGGGCGUGUGGACCAACGGCGGCGGGUGGACCAACGGCGGCGGGUGGACCAACGGCGGCGGGUGGACCAACGGCGGCGCUCAACUCGGCGACGGAUACUGGGUCGCCAACCGCGCGUUGCGGGGUCUCGCCGUGGGCGGAAACCGCAUGGGCGACGAGGGCGCCGCGGCGUUGGCGACGGCAAUCGAGCCCCGGAUGAACAGCGACGGUUCGUGGACCACCCCGGCGCUUCACGCGCUCGACGCCAAGGAGAACGGCAUCGGCACCGAGGGCCUCCUGGCGCUGGCCAGGGCCGUGGAGCCCAAGUGCGGCCGGUGCCUCCGCGGCAGGACCAGCAGGCUCAACUCCACCGACUCGCUCGCGUCCAUGGACGAGUGCAGGUCGGUCGCGAGCCGGCCCGGGAGCACGCACGGCGGAUCGCUCCUGUCCUCUGUGCUCCUCAACAACGCCGCCAACGCCGCCGGCGACGUCGCCGGUCUGAUGAACCAGUGGGGCCUCGGCGGGAACUCCCCGGCGGACAGCCCGAGGAGCUUCUCGCCCACGUCCGACACCGAGCGAGGCUCGCCGUUCCCGGGGGGCUCACCGAGGGUUGGGUCCCCCACGGGCGAGUGCGCCUUCGAGAUUCACAGCGCGGUGCGCAGGCUCGACCUGCUUCACAACGACACGAACGCCAACUUGAAGGCUGUGUUCCAGCAUCUCAAGUCCACGGGCUCGCAGUGCGACGUGACCAUCUGAUGAGCGCGACUGAAUCAAGUCUGCGACUCGGCUCUUGUUCUUUCAUCCGCGACAUGUACCAGCACCAUUGAUGUAUUUAGCAGGUCGGCCGCUUGCCGACCCGCCUAUUGACCCAGCUUUUGAACAAUAACAUUGUACUGUACCUCU
This is a messenger RNA of Micromonas commoda, 4479 nucleotides long. RefSeq lists its product with no specific name. Gene Ontology annotation, biological process: nucleocytoplasmic transport; activation of GTPase activity. Lineage: Eukaryota; Viridiplantae; Chlorophyta; Mamiellophyceae; Mamiellales; Mamiellaceae. The transcript has 3 exons. Gene Ontology annotation, cellular component: nucleus; cytosol; perinuclear region of cytoplasm. Gene Ontology annotation, molecular function: GTPase activator activity; small GTPase binding. The coding region runs from base 1 to 4332 and encodes 1443 amino acids. The record is from RefSeq and is a predicted model, not a curated record.